This is a messenger RNA of Funneliformis mosseae, 2937 nucleotides long. NCBI's taxonomy places the organism in Eukaryota, Fungi, Glomeromycota, Glomeromycetes, Glomerales, Glomeraceae. The record is from the annotation of a GenBank genome assembly.
AUGUCUUUGCAACAGAUGAUUGAUGAAAUAAAUGAAGAUCUUAAGCCUAAUCCUCAGGAAAUAAAGGUUGCGGCCACUUGUGAACAAAUUGCACCCUUGAACGUUAAUGAAAAAACCUUUCGUAGCCGUUCAAAAUCCGUAUCUUAUUCCUCUGUAUGGUCACGUCAAAAUGCUCCAAUGUUAAAUUUCUCCACAAAAGUACAUUCUUGGGAACCUACUCUGGAAAAAGCUAUAAAAGCCAUCGUAUCUAUAAAAGCAAAUCAUGUAAGAAGCUUUGAUACCGAAACAUCUGGUGCUUAUUCGGCCACGGGUUUCGUCGUUGAUAGAGAGAGGGGAAUAAUUUUAUCAAAUCGUCAUGUUGUGUCGCCAGCACCUAUUGUUGCUCAAGCUAUUUUUACAAAUUAUGAAGAAGUUGAAUUGCAACCUAUUUAUCGUGAUCCGGUUCAUGAUUUUGGAUUUUUGAGAUUUGAUCCAUCCAAAAUUAAGUUCAUGGAUUUAGUACAGAUUCCUCUUAGUCCUGAAAAGGCAAAAGUGGGAAUAGAAAUAAGAGUUGUUGGGAACGAUGCUGGUGAAAAAACUCCUGAUUAUGGUGUUGGUGAAUAUAAUGAUUUCAAUACCUUUUAUUUACAAGCUGCAUCUGGAACAAGUGGUGGAUCAUCAGGCAGUCCCGUGCUUGAUAUCGAGGGUAAUGCGGUUGCCCUAAAUGCCGGUGGUGCAAGUACAGCUUCAUCUAGUUAUUAUCUUCCAUUGGAUCGAGUGAAAAGAGCUCUUAAAUAUCUUCAAGAAGGAAAACAAGUUCCUCGUGGAACGCUUCAGGUAGAAUUUGAAUAUUUACCUUAUGAUGAACUUCGACGUUUGGGUCUUAAAUCAAAUAUUGAACAAGAAGUUCGUGAAAAAUAUCCAGAUGAGACUGGGUUAUUGGUGGUUCGUACAGUUUUACCCAAAGGACCAGCUGAUGGUUUACUUGUACCUGGAGAUAUAGUUAUUUAUGCGAAUAAAAAUAUGGUAACCAAUUUCACGCACUUAUUUUCAAUAAUUGAUGAUUCAAUCGGUCAAGAUAUAGAGUUAACGAUAUGUCGUGGAAAAGUUCAAAUGGGUGUUAAUCUAAGAAUUCAAGAUCUUCAUUCCAUAACGCCAAAUCGUUUUGUUGAAAUCGGUGGUGGUAUAGUUAAUGAACUUUCAUAUCAGCUUGCUCAUUCUUAUUCACAACCCGUCGGAGGUCCAUAUGUAGCUACAAGUGGUCAUAUGCUUGCUAGUGCAUCAGCUUGGCGUAAGAGUGUAAUCGUCAGUGUUAAUAGUAUUCCCACACCAAACUUGGACGCUUUCAUUGAGGCCAUGAAAACUUUACCUGAUGGGGCUAGAGUACCUUUGAGAUUUUAUUCUUUAUCCAAAGUUUAUAAGGAAAAGGUUAUGAUCAUGCACGUAGAUCGACAUUGGCACAAAUUCCAAGUAGCCGUCCGUGAUGACACAUGUGGAUUAUGGAAUUAUGAGAGCAUGCCCCCUCCUCCCGCAAUUCAUUCAUAUAAGCCCGCCACAGCACAAAUUCAAAAGUUGGAUGAGUCAUUACAACCGGCUUGCAAGAUUUGGCCUUCAUUUGUUGCGCUUGAUUUUCAUUUACCGUACCUUGUUGAUGGAAUGAAAAGUACACAGUUUUAUGGAGCAGGAGUUGUGGUGUCUACUGAGCCACCUCUGAUUAUAUGUGACCGAGAUACAAUACCGAUAAGUGUUGGUGAUAUCUUUAUAACUUUUGCCAAUAGUAUCAUUAUACCCGGAAAAUUACUUUACCUUCACCCAAUGUAUAAUUAUGCUAUUCUUACAUAUGAUAAAACAUUAUUGGGAGAGACACCCGUCAAAGCAAUUGAAUUGAGCAAUAAGGACUUGGUACAAGGUGAUACUGUUUAUUUGGUGGGAGUUGGUGGAGAUCAUUCACCUGUCAUGAAGAAAACUAUUGUCACGAGUAUUGGAAAUGUUGGAACAAAGGAGUGUAGUCCUCCAAGAUGGAGAGCCAUGAAUGUUGAAGGAAUCAGGGUGGACGACCCCGUAGGCUCGCAAGGUGGUGUGUUAUGUGAUGUUGAUGGAAAAGUGCAAGGGCUAUGGUUAAAUUAUUCUUCACAAAAUGAAAAGAAUAAGGAUAUUACAUUUAUGAGUGGACUUCCGAUAUCUUUAGUAAAACCAGCUUUAGAACCACUUAAACGUGGAGAACUUCCAAAAUUAUGUGGUUUAAAUGUAGAAUUUUGGACAAUGAGAAUAGCAGCCGCAAGAGCUCUUGGUUUAUCUGAUGAAUGGGUUAGAAAGGUUGAGACAACUCCGAAUUCAAAACAUACCUUAUUAUAUAUUUUAAAUAUACUUGAUUCAACAAGUCCUGCGGGAAAAUUAUUAGAAGUAGGAGAUAUCGUUUUAAUGAUGAAUGGUAACAUGGUGACAAGAAUGUCUGAUCUGCCUGCAGCUUUUCAUUAUUCAGAAGAGGUUGAUAUGGUAAUAUUACGUGAUGGUAAGGAGAAGAAUAUUAAAGUAGCGACGACACCCUAUUACGGAAAAGAGACAUCGCGGAUUAUAGGGUGGUCGGGCGCUCUUGUACAAGCACCAUACAAGGCGGUGUUGGAACAAGUUAAAAAUGUACCAACAGGCGUAUACGUCUCAUGCACAUUAUAUGGUUCACCAGCAUCAGUUUCAUUAAGACCAGGGAUUUGGAUUGUUGAAAUACAAGGAAGGAAAGUGAGUGAUUUGGACUCAUUUUUAGAGGCGAUACACGCGCACGAAAAAGAAAUGAAAGAAGAUGUUAACGAAUAUAAUAGUGGAUAUAUACGAAUUAAAACUAUAAGUCGCACCGAUGUUACAAAAGUUGUAGCAAUGAAAUUAGAUCCACAUUAUUGGAGUACUUGGCAAUUGGUCGAAGAUGAAGUAGCGAUAACGGGGUGGAAGUGUAUAGGAGCAUAA